UCAGAGGAUGGAAAUAGUCUGGGAGGUGCUUUUUCUUCUUCAAGCCAAUUUCAUCGUCUGCAUAUCAGCUCAACAGAAUUCACCAAAAAUCCAUGAAGGCUGGUGGGCGUACAAGGAGGUGGUCCAGGGAAGCUUUGUUCCAGUUCCUUCUUUCUGGGGAUUGGUGAACUCAGCUUGGAAUCUUUGCUCUGUGGGGAAACGGCAGUCGCCAGUCAACAUAGAGACCAGUCACAUGAUCUUCGACCCCUUUCUGACGCCCCUGCGCAUCAACACUGGGGGCAGGAAGGUCAGUGGGACCAUGUACAACACUGGAAGACAUGUGUCCCUGCGCCUGGACAAGGAGCACUUGGUUAACAUAUCAGGAGGACCCAUGACAUACAGCCACCGGCUGGAGGAGAUCCGACUACACUUCGGGAGUGAGGAUAGCCAAGGGUCGGAGCACCUCCUCAACGGACAAGCCUUCUCUGGGGAGGUGCAGCUUAUCCACUAUAACCAUGAGUUAUAUACAAAUGUCACAGAAGCUGCAAAGAGCCCUAAUGGAUUGGUGGUAGUUUCUAUAUUUAUAAAAGUUUCUGAUUCAUCAAACCCAUUUCUUAAUCGAAUGCUCAACAGAGAUACUAUCACAAGAAUAACAUAUAAAAAUGAUGCAUAUUUACUACAGGGACUUAAUAUAGAGGAACUAUAUCCAGAGACCUCUAGUUUCAUUACGUAUGAUGGGUCGAUGACUAUCCCACCCUGCUAUGAGACGGCAAGUUGGAUAAUAAUGAACAAACCCGUCUAUAUAACCAGGAUGCAGAUGCAUUCCUUACGGCUGCUCAGCCAGAACCAGCCGUCUCAGAUCUUUCUGAGCAUGAGUGACAACUUCAGACCCGUGCAGCCACUCAACAACCGCUGUAUCCGCACCAACAUCAACUUCAGUUUACAGGGGAAGGACUGUCCCAACAACCGAGCCCAGAAGCUUCAGUAUAGAGUAAAUGAAUGGCUCCUCAAGUAGGGAACGAGACCAAGAAGAAUCUCAAGAAGAAAUGCUACAACUUUGAAUUGAUGUAACCUAGAAUGCCCCCCCUCUUUCUUCUCUCUCCCUCUCUCCCUCAAGCCUCAUUCACUCUUUGGAUUGGCCCUUUCUUCAUGAAAAGUAUCUGCAAAACCAUGGCAGAGGAACACGUCUCUUCCACACACUCAGACACACACACACACACACACACACAGGGGCACACAUGCCAACAUAUCUACACAUAGACACACUCACAUGGCCUCCAGGAUGGGAAGUCAAGUUUCAGAAAAUACAGGCUCGUUCAAAAGAGGUCUUAGAAGAAAACAACCAGUUAACCUGAUUACAAUUUUGAUACUGUUUUCCUGAACUAAUAAAUCUACCCAAUGAGACUUUUCAGCCUUUGUACAUACAAAAUUCUUCCAAAAGAGAGAGAGGAGAAAACACAGCUCCGACAGCAUCAAGCGGACUUUGUUCUUGGCAUCAAGUUAUCUCGGGUGGUGUCCUAGGAUCCUCUGGUGACAGGUGAACCAGGAUAAAGUUGGCCAAGGACACUUAUUCUUCUGUUUACUCCCAAAAAAAAAUUAAAAAGAAAAGGACAGACCUUGAAGAGAUACACAUUGUAUAUAUAUCACUGCAGACUAUAAAGAAAUGGAAUUAUUUCCCCUCUUCGUCACAUAUCUGUAGUAGGAUUUGCCAAGAUCAGAAUCGAUCCAUUCACUGUUUCUUGUUUUCCAAAGGUCAUACAUUGUGUUUGGUUAUUGUUAACAGCUCAAUAAAUGUGUUUAACGAGUUAAUUUCA
Messenger RNA from Neogale vison (American mink), 1793 nucleotides. It is a transcript of the gene CA10, whose product is annotated as carbonic anhydrase 10. The transcript is spliced from 9 exons. Gene Ontology annotation, molecular function: carbonate dehydratase activity; zinc ion binding. Bases 8 to 994 code for a protein of 328 amino acids. NCBI's taxonomy places the organism in Eukaryota, Metazoa, Chordata, Mammalia, Carnivora, Mustelidae. The record is from RefSeq and is a predicted model, not a curated record.